GGGAUCCCAAAAAUCCCCGAAUUGGGCCCAAAACCGCCCGAGCUCGGCCCCGAAGCGGCCCCGAACCGCGCCCGGGCCCCCGGAGCCGCCGAUGAGCGGCGGGCGCUGGCGGCGGCCCGCAGAGAUGGUGCAGCCGGGGCCCGAGGCGGAGCCGGCGCUGGCGGAGGCGCUGCAGCGGCUGCGGGCGGAGAACCGCGAGCUGAGAAGUGCCCUGUGUCACUGCACGCAGUCCCUGCGCCUCCGCCUGGACGAGCUGCGCCGGCUGCAGCUGCAGCGCCGGGGGGAGCGGGAGCUGCUGCGGGGCCGCUGGGGCCAGGCCCGGGAGCUGGUGCUGCACCUGCGGGGACAGCGCGGGGACAGCGCCGGGGACAGCGCCGGGGACAGCGCCGGGGACAGCGCCGGGGACAGCAGGGACACCCCCGAGGACAUCAGGGACACCUCCGGGGACACCAGGGACACCUCCGGGGACACCAAGAACAGCCUUGGAGACAUCAGGGACACCCGUGAGGACACCAAGAGCAGCCUUGGGGACACCAAAACCAGCCCCGGGGACACCAAGGACACCCCAUGGGACAUCAGGGACACCGAGACCACGCCUGGGGACAGCAAAGACAGCCUCAGGGACAGCAAGGACAGCCCUGAGGACAUCAGGGACACGCUCAGGGACACCCUCAGGGACACUGGGGACAGCUGCAGGAGCACCCCUGACACCAGCACCAAGGCCCCUCUCUCGGUGUCCCCUCCCUUGGACGAUGUCCCCGCUGUCCCGGAGCCCCCCCCGGCCCCCCCCGGGGCCCCCCCGGAGCCCAGCUCCGAGGAGCAGCUGAGGCAGCGCCUGGCAGAGGCUGAGGCUGAGCUGGUGGCCCUGCGCUCCCGCGUGGCCGUGGCCGAGCUCCAGGCCCAGGACGUUUCCCGCGCGGCCGAGCUGCAGCUGCAGGGACUGCGCCGACAGCUGGAGCAGGACAAGGCCCAGGUCCAGGCCCAGGUGACGUCGCUGCUGGGGGAGCUCCGGGAGAGCCAAAAUCGCCUGGAGAGGAGCCGGGCAGAGAGAGAGCACCUGGAGCGCAGGCGGAAGCUGGUGCAGCUGCAGGCCGCCUACCAUCACCUGUUCCAGGAGUACGACGCCCACAUCAAGAGCAGCCUGGAGGGGGACAAACGGAGCCAGGUGGCGCAGGAGCAGCUCCGUGCAGCCGAGGCCGCUCUGGCUCUCAAGCAGGAGCUCAUCGACCGCCUCAAGGCCGAGGCCGAGAGCCAGCGGGGGCUGCUGGAGACCAUCCCGGUGCUGCAGGCUCAGGCCGACAUUUACCGUGCGGAUUUCGAGGCCGAGCGCGCGGCGCGGGAGGAGCUGCACGGGCAGCGCGAGGCCCUGCAGGAGGAGCUGAACCAGCUCAGGCAGCGGCUGGGCGGGGACGGGGCCCGGGCCCGUCUGGAGGAGAUGCGGAACCGGCACUCGGAGCCGGCCCCGGCCCCGGGGGGGGGUUUUGGGGGGCUCCUGCCCCCCCCCGAGGAGGGGCCCGAGCUGUGCUGCCCCAAGUGCCAGUACAAGGCCCCGGACAUGGACACGCUGCAGAUCCACGUCAUGGACCUGCAUCAUGUGAGGGGCCAAAACUGCCCCCUGGAACCCCAAAAACAGCCCCAAAACUGCCCCCCUGCGCCCCAAAAACAGCCCCAAAAACAAGCCCCAAAACUGCCCCCUGGAACCCCAAAAACAGCCCCACAAACACCCCAAAAAUAGACCCAGAAACAGCCCCAAGACUGCCCCAAAACUGCCCCCCCUGUGCCCCAAAAACAGCCCCAAAACUGCCCCCUGGAACCCCAAAACCAGCCCCAAAACUGCCCCCCGGAACCCCAAAAACAGCCCCGGAGCACCCCGAAAUUAGACCCAUAAACAGCCCCAAAACUGCCCCCCUGCGCCCCAAAAACGGCCCCCCGGAACCCCCAAAAACAGCCCCGGAGCACCCCAAAAAUAGACCCAUAAACAGCCCCCCAGAACCCCAAAAACAACCCCAGAGCACCCCAAAAAUAGACCCAUAAACAGCCCCAAAAACAGCCCCCUGGAGCACCCCAAAAACUGCCCCAUAAACAGCCCCAAAAACUGCCCCAAAACUGCCCCCCUGCGCCCCAAAAACAGCCCCCCCAAACCCCAGAAACAACCCCGGGGACACCCCAAAAUUAGACCCAUAAACAGCCCCAAAACUGCCCCAAAACCAGCCCCAUAAACAGCCCCAAAACUGCCCCCCUGCACCCCAAAAACAGCCCCCAGAACCCCAGAAACAACCCCAGAGCACCCCAAAAUUAGACCCAUAAACAGCCCCCAAAA
Molecule: messenger RNA, 2320 nt
Organism: Agelaius phoeniceus (red-winged blackbird)
Lineage: Eukaryota; Metazoa; Chordata; Aves; Passeriformes; Icteridae
Source: RefSeq, a predicted model, not a curated record